This is a messenger RNA of Bicyclus anynana (squinting bush brown), 1039 nucleotides long. RefSeq lists its product as uncharacterized. The coding region runs from base 67 to 906 and encodes 279 amino acids. The transcript has 7 exons. NCBI's taxonomy places the organism in Eukaryota, Metazoa, Arthropoda, Insecta, Lepidoptera, Nymphalidae. The record is from RefSeq and is a predicted model, not a curated record.
UCAAAUAGGGUAGAAGUACUUACCCGGUGUACUUCCAAUACGAAAGUUGCUCGUUGUUAUGAAGCAAUGGACUAUUCUAAGCGUAUGGUGUUUCUCGUAUUGUGUGCUCAAUGCGUAGCAGUAAAUAUACAAAGGAUAGAAGUUCCACCGCUUGUAGAAGUAGGCACCGAUGCUGUAAUACUAGACUGUCAGUACAAGACCUACAACGCUUCGCCGCCAGGAUUGGUCAUGAAAUGGUUCUUCAACGGCUCUUCCGGUCUUGUUUACCAAUGGAUACCGCCUUUAAGACCGCAAGUUAUAGGUCUACUUAAGGGCAAAGUGGAUUUGGACUUCAGGAUUUCUGAGGAGCCCUUGCAAGCUUAUCGUGCUAUCAAGAUAUUAAACCCAACCACAGAUCUUAGCGGAAACUACACUUGCGUAGUAUCUUCAUUCAUAGAAGAGGAUCGAGAGACGAGAUCCAUGCUUGUGUACAGUCCUGGUAAAAACUUUCAUUUUGUCCAAGAGAAAAAGUAUGUGUUUUUGGUGACACUCAUUUGUGCUGCGGAAGAUUUGUACCCAAGACCUGAAAUAUGCAUAAUCGCUCAAGGAAAUCCCUUAAAGCAAGCCGUGUCCGAAAUGAAAAUGAACUCUUGGGGAUUAUACGCGGUGACCAUAAAGGCCGUUGUGCACGACGAUGACGUCACAGCUCCAUAUGAAAAGUUCACGUGCACUUUGAGUUUACCACCUGCGAACUACACGUCGAAUCGCACGACUGUAUACUAUCCUGGGUUAAUGCCCACUGCAUACAUCGCUGCUUACGAAUUGGAAAAAACACAAGAAAUGCAUGCCAAUGGAAACCUUCCUCCAUCAAGAAACCUAAUAGUCCAGCUUCUGUCCGCGUUCAUAUCAACGAGAUUUAUUGUAUAAAUAAAUAUUUUAGUUUACCCCAUUUAGGUGAUAAUAUUUUUAUAUUUGUCUUUGUGUCACAUAGACUGUGUGCAGUUUUGUAGCUUUUGAUAAAUUAAAUUUGCAAUUUAAUUAUACAAAACUCACAAAAAUU